Molecule: messenger RNA, 188 nt
Organism: Symbiodinium sp. CCMP2456
Lineage: Eukaryota; Dinophyceae; Suessiales; Symbiodiniaceae
Source: the annotation of a GenBank genome assembly
GUCUUCCUCAUCACGGAGGCUUUGGCCGUCCUGGCUUUCACCCUGGCUUUGGCUGGGGCCGCCCUGGCUGGGGCCGGCCUAACCGCUGGGGCAGGCCUAACCGAUGGGGUCGGGGCUGGGGCAGGCCUCGCGGGCGCUGGGGUCGGCCUGGCCGUGGUUGGGGGCGCGGCGGUCGUCGCUGGCGCUGA